Molecule: messenger RNA, 2373 nt
Organism: Heterobasidion irregulare TC 32-1
Lineage: Eukaryota; Fungi; Basidiomycota; Agaricomycetes; Russulales; Bondarzewiaceae
Exons: 10
Coding region: 1-2373 (790 amino acids)
Biological process (GO): ribosome biogenesis; maturation of SSU-rRNA from tricistronic rRNA transcript (SSU-rRNA, 5.8S rRNA, LSU-rRNA); endonucleolytic cleavage of tricistronic rRNA transcript (SSU-rRNA, 5.8S rRNA, LSU-rRNA)
Cellular component (GO): nucleus; preribosome, small subunit precursor
Molecular function (GO): GTP binding; GTPase activity; U3 snoRNA binding
Source: RefSeq, a predicted model, not a curated record
AUGCCAGAAGCUUUUCACCAUCGACCAACACUAAAACAGACCAACAAAUCCUUCAAAUCCAAACAUGCAACGAAGUCAUCGUUGAAGGAACUUUCGAAGGGUCGUAUCUCUCGUCAAUCACCAAAAGCAGCUCCCUCCUCAAACGCUGCAGCCCAAUCCAAACUGAACAGGCGUAACAAUGCUAAGCAGUCGCAACUGAAAAAGCGAGAGGCCUUGGUCUCCGCGACUCGGGUUUUCAAUGGUGUAGGAGGUGCACCACGGAUCGUUGCGAUCAUACCACUCAGCGAAGAUGUCAGUGCGCGCGCCGUGGCCGCUGUACUUGCAGAGGCUAUUGAUACCCCGACGGUCUACAUACCAGAGCUUGGGGUCUGGAAGCUGAGAGCAGAACGAUUCAAAACAUCGAUUCAAUUCAUUCAUCUUCCCUAUCGUGACCUUUACGCUGCCCUCGAUGCGUGCAAAGUGGCCGACUAUGUCGUCUUUGCCUUAUCACCGGCCGUUGAAGUUGAUGGAUGGGGUGACAUGCUUCUACGAGCCCUUCAAGCCCAGGGUCUACCUGAAGUUGUAUCGGUCGUCGCCCCUGGUUUCCCAAUAGAUUCAAAGACACGACCUGGUAUCGUCAGAUCGCUCUUAUCCUUUGUGCAGUAUUUUUCUCCUGAACAGAUGAGAGUUUUCGACCUCAAUGCCGGACCUGAGCGACUGAAUGCGUUAAGGGUAUUGGCGGAGGGUAAGCCGAGAGAUGUACGGUGGAGGGAUGGUAGAGCAUGGAUCCUAGGAGAGGAUGUGGAGUGGAUAAACGGGGAAUUGGCUGUUACCGGUGUUAUCAGGGGUGCUCAACUUUCCGCGGACAGGCUUGUUCACUUGCCUAAUUUUGGCGACUUCCAAGUAUCCAAGGUUGUUUCAGCACCACUACCACGUUCCUCAAAAUCUGGACAUCUAAAUGCUAUGGAUGUGGAGCCGGUCCUUCUAGCGGAACCCAGUGUUGAGGAUGCUGAUUCAUUGGUUUCGAGUAAUGAUCCCGAUGACAUGGCUAAUGAGCAGACAUGGCCCACAGAAGAGGAGAUGCAUGGUCUAGAUGGCGUUGAUGAAACUUCUCAGUUACCAGAGGCAGAAAACGGGACGACGCCGAAAGCAGUGAAGCGGAUACCAAAGGGGAUGAGCGAGUAUCAGGCUGCGUGGAUUGUCGACGGUAGCGACGAUGAAAACGAGGAUGAGGACGCGGAGGGCAAGCUAGGUGAGGACGAGGAGAUGGAUCCCAUGGAGCAAGAAGAGAUGGUAGAUAUGCCCGUCUUUGAUCAAAAUAACGAGGAGGCUGUUAGUCGGAAGAGCGUAGUUUUCCAGGAUCUUGAUGUCGAGGAGGACGAACGACAGCUGGAUACAUGGCGCGCACGUCAACAUGAAGAGCAGGACGACCUUGAAUUUCCAGACGAAAUCGACACCCCAAAAGAUGUGCCCGCUAGGACACGUUUCCAGCGUUACCGAGGCAUGCGCUCAUUCCGCACGAGUCCCUGGGACCCGUACGAAAAUCUGCCUCGGGAUUACGCACGUAUCUUCCAAUUUGAGGACUUCAAGCGAACGGAGCGGGCUGUUCGGAGGCGUGCAGAGCAGGGUACCGGAGUCGGGCCAGGCACCAGGGUAACGGUGUUCCUGAAGGAUGUGCCUCAAGACGCUGCUCAACGAGACCCUCGGUAUCCAUUAGUCCUAUUCGGGCUUCUUCAACAUGAGCAUAAAAAAACUGUUCUCAACUUCACUGUCCAGCGAAAUACGGAGUUUGAAGGCUCCGUGCGAUCGAAAGAUCCCCUCAUUCUAUGUGUGGGACCUCGCCGACUGAGCGUCAAUCCAGUGUACAGCCAACACACACGUGGCGGCGGCAAGGGAGCGAACAAUGUACACAAGUUUGAGCGCUAUCUGCGGCAUGGGAGUACCUACGUCGCCACCAUCUAUGGCCCUGUAGUGUUCGGAAACCAGCCUUGCGUCUUACUUAAGGAAACGCCUGAUCCUCAAGCACCCCAGCUAGUUGCAAUGGGGUCAUUCCAGCAUUCUGAUACGACACGAGUCAUUACGAAGCGUCUUGUUCUGUCAGGCCAUCCAUUCAAAGUUCAUAAGAAGACAGCAACCGUCAGAUAUAUGUUCUUCAACAAUGAUGACGUUUUGUAUUUCAAACCUAUCCAAUUACACACGAAGCACGGGCGAGCUGGUCAUAUCCAAGAAUCGUUGGGUACUCACGGGUACUUCAAGGCCCACUUCGAUGGCCCUAUCAACCAAAUGGACACGGUGUGCAUGUCUCUAUACAAACGCGUCUAUCCGAGAUGGGCGGAGCUGUACAAAGAAAAGAGAGGCUCUCUGCCUCCUCCUUCGGAUGCUAUGGAGGAAUGA